This is a messenger RNA of Amborella trichopoda, 2886 nucleotides long. The record is from RefSeq and is a predicted model, not a curated record. NCBI's taxonomy places the organism in Eukaryota, Viridiplantae, Streptophyta, Magnoliopsida, Amborellales, Amborellaceae.
UAUUUCCUUCAACUUUUUUUAUCAAUGCUUUUUGCAGGGAUAAUGGGGUUACAAACCCUGUCUUCUAUCUGGGUUUAGCUUUAAAGCUACUCUCUUUCUCUCUCUAAAAGGAUGAGAGAGAAAGAGCCCUUUGUUUGCUGACACUUUGCAUCUUUUCCUCAGCCACCAAUUCCUAUUAAAUAAGGGGAAAGAACCCAUUUUUUUAACGAAUACAGAGAAUGCUCCAAAGCAUUUAGCCAUGGCGAAAUCCCCUGCAACUCUUCUGUUUCAUUUCUUCUUCCUCCUACACUCUUCUCUUUAUGCUGUCUCUUCUUCAUCAGAUAGAGACACUCUUUUGGCCUUUCGCAGUGAACUCUCUGCUUCUUCUCAGAAGCUCCUGCCAUGGAAUCUUACUACUCCAAUGUGUAAGUGGAGUGGGGUUUCAUGCCACCCAGAUGGAUUUACAGUGAAAUCCCUGAACCUCGACAACUUGGGGCUCUCUGGAAUGUUAACCCCAGCUGCUGCUUCAAAGAUCUGUAACCUCAACCGCCUGGUUGUUCUAUCCCUUACUGUCAAUAACUUUACUGGAACCAUUCCUCGGGAGCUCGGUAAUUGCUCAAGCUUGGAGGACCUCGAGCUUAGUGAUAACUCAUUUUCUGGAUCGAUCCCCCCUGAGCUUUUUGAAAUUAAGGGGUUGGCCGAGAUCGAUCUCGGCACGAAUGACCUCACUGGUUCCAUUCCAAUACAGGUAACUUCUUGCACUACUCUCAAGUUUUUAGGUCUUUACAGCAACAAUCUUAGUGGACAUGUACCAGAGGGUCUUUUCAGGUUGCCUGAGUUGAGGUAUGCCUAUCUUCAGGCAAACGCAUUUAUAGGCAAAGUCCCUGAUUUUGGCCUACCUUGUGCUCUUAUUGAGUUAAUGAUAAAUCAGAAUGAAUUCACUGGCUUUAUUCCUAGAAGUUUGGGCAACUGUCACAAUUUAACAUAUAUUUAUGCCUCAGAUAAUAAAUUCGAUGGGGUUAUACCAGAUGUUUUUGAUACAGUUUUGAGCCUUGAAAUCCUGGAUCUCAGUGGAAAUGGUUUUGUUGGGGGGAUACCGGAAAGCCUGAAACAACUUGAAAACUUAUCAGAGAUUGUUCUCUCCCAAAAUAAUUUGAAUGGGAGUAUUCCAUGGUGGAUGGGUAGCCUUAGUCGACUCUCUCUUAUUUCUCUAUGGGGUAACCAUAUUGAUGGUUCAGUCCCUCGAUCACUUGGACAACUUAAGGGCUUGAAGAAUUUGUUUCUUUCUGAGAACAAACUUGAAGGCUUAUUGCCACCAGAGCUCGGGAAUUGUACCUCUUUAGUGGAGCUUCGGCUUCAGAAUAACCUUCUUUCAGGGUCUAUUCCCAAGGGGAUUUGUUUGCUUGAAAAGCUUGAGAUUCUUUAUCUCUUUUGUAAUAAUCUCGAGGGAGAAAUUCCUCAAGAGAUUGGGAGGGCAAGAAGCCUGGUAGAGUUGGGUUUGUAUAACAAUAGCCUUACUGGUUCUAUCCCUGAAGGAAUCACAAAUCUUCGAAACCUGACUUAUUUGUCUCUGGCCUAUAACCAUCUUAUAGGAGUGAUACCUUCUCGAUUGGGGUUAGAUGCAAGUUUGAGUAGACUGGACUUAACAGGGAACCUUCUCUGGGGUCCUAUUCCUUCAAGUCUCUGCUCUUCUGGUAGGCUUGAGGUGUUGGACCUUGGGUAUAACAGUUUCAAUGGCACAUUCCCUGUUGAAAUCGUGCAGUGUUUAUCACUUUAUAGGGUCAUUCUAAGCCACAAUUUUCUACAUGGGAGUUUACCUUUGAAUUCAACCAAAAUAAAUCCUGGAAUUUCCCACUUUGAUCUAAAAGGGAAUAUGCUGAAAGGUUCCAUUCCUCCAGUUCUUGGACAAUGGAGCAAUCUUUCAAUGGUUGAUAUGUCAGAGAACCAGUUCAAUGGUAACAUACCACCUGAGAUUGGUAUGCUAAAAAGGCUGCAAAUUUUGAAGCUCUCUUCAAAUAGCUUAAUGGGUUCUUUGCCACCUGGGUUGUGUAACUUAACACAGCUGAUCAAACUAGAUCUCAGUAAGAAUAGCCUUACUGGAGUCAUUCCAACCCAUUUCACAAACCUUGUGAAACUCCAGAGCUUGCGUCUCGAGGAUAACAAACUCACAGGAAGCAUUCCUGUGUCCCUUUCUUCUCUUGAGACCCUCUAUGAAUUACAACUUGGAAGCAACAUGCUUCAGGGUUCCAUUCCUGAAAGUCUCGGAAAUUUGCACCAUCUUUCUUUUGCUCUGAAUCUUAGCAAUAACAUGCUCAUUGGUCGAAUCCCAGCAAGUCUUGGCAAGCUUGAUAAGCUACAGAUUCUGGAUAUCUCACACAAUCAUAUCUCCGGCGAGGUCCCUUUCGAGCUAAACAACAUGUUUUCUCUCGUCUCAGUGAACAUUUCAUACAAUAAGCUCUCUGGUGAACUUCCUCCAACUUGGAUAACCCUUCUUCUCUCAUCGCCUCACUCUUUUCUUGGGAACCCAGAACUUUGUGUGUAUGUUAACUGUGGAAAUCAAUGUGAGAGAGGUGAAAAUCAUAGAUCUCGAAUGAGGGGGAAAAGAAUUGCAGGUUUGACGCUUGGAAUUAUCCUCUCUGUUGUAAUUUUUUGUUUCAUAUUUUGCUUUGUUGUGGCUCGUCGAAUUCAUUGUCAGUGGGCCCAUCUGCAAGUUCAAACUAUGGAUGGUGAAGCUCUUGAAGAUCUACCCCAUGAUCUGAAAUUUGAGGAGAUAAUGAGAGCAUCUGAAAAUUUGGGUGAGAAAUUUCUGAUUGGAAGAGGCAUACAUGGAAGUGUUUACAGGGUUGAUACAGGGUUGAGACAGCAUCAGCAAAAGUUUGGGCUGUAAAAAAGGUGGAUAUGUCAAAA